Messenger RNA from Etheostoma cragini (Arkansas darter), 1491 nucleotides. It is a transcript of the gene dpysl4, whose product is annotated as dihydropyrimidinase like 4. The transcript is spliced from 11 exons. Gene Ontology annotation, cellular component: cytoplasm; cytosol. The record is from RefSeq and is a predicted model, not a curated record. NCBI's taxonomy places the organism in Eukaryota, Metazoa, Chordata, Actinopteri, Perciformes, Percidae. Gene Ontology annotation, molecular function: hydrolase activity, acting on carbon-nitrogen (but not peptide) bonds, in cyclic amides. Bases 58 to 1491 code for a protein of 477 amino acids.
CCUCCUCCUCCUCUCUUCCUCUCUGGUCCUCGCCUCAGACCAGACCAGACCAGCGAGAUGUCUGAGCGGAGGAGUUCCCCGGAGGACGACAGCGCGUCCCUGCUGUCCCGGCUGGGCUGUGACUCCCCCCGGCCCCGGGUGAAGUCCGGCGGGAUGUUCUGCAGCGUCGAGGGAGCCUUCGAGAACAAGACGCUCAACUUCCAGAGCUUCAGUCCGCAGACGCAGCGCCGCCGGGCUGCGGGGAACCGAACCGACGGCCGUGAGGCCGGGCAGGAGCCCGCGUGUCCCCCCGGACGCGCCCGGGACAUCUACGGCAAGAGACAGGUCAACCGUCUGAUUAUCAAAGGAGGAAAGAUCGUCAAUGACGACCAGUCGUUCUACGCUGACGUCUACGUGGAGGACGGGACCAUCAAGCAGGUGGGGGAGAACCUGAUGGUGCCGGCCGGUGUGCGGACCCUGGACGCAUACGGUCAGCUGGUGAUUCCUGGGGGGGUCGACGCCAACACCAGCCUGCUGGCCCCCCAGAGAGGCCUGACCCCCCCCGGGGGGUUCUCCUCGGGCAGCAGGGCGGCUCUGGCGGGGGGCACCACCACCAUCUUGGACCACGUGCUGGUGGAGCCGGGGACUAGCCUCUUGGCGGCGCUGCAGCACUGGAAGGACACGGCGGAGCAGACGGCGUGCUGCGACUUCUCCUUCCACCUGGACAUCACUCGCUGGCACGAAGGCCUCCACGAGGAGCUGGAAACCCUGAUCCGAGACUACGGUGUGAACUCUUUCCUCUUCUUCAUGUCCUACAAAGACAAAUACCAGAGCUCCGACUCACAGCUCUACGAGGCGUUCAGGGUCCUCCGGGAACUCGGAGCGAUCGCUCAGGUGCACGCGGAGAACGGUGACAUCAUUGAUGAGGAACAGAAGAAACUUCUAUCUCUCGGCAUCACAGGCCCUGAAGGACACGUUCUAUCUCAUCCUGAGGAGGUGGAGACGGAGGCGGUGUAUCGGGCCAUCACCAUCGCCAAACAGGCCAACUGUCCUCUGUACGUUACCAAGGUGAUGAGCAAAUCUGCUGCUGAUGUCAUCGCCAAAGCCAGGAAGAAAGGUAUGGUGGUGUACGGGGAGCCAAUCACUGCAGGCCUGGCCACUGAUGGCUCUCGCUAUUGGUCCAACGACUGGGCCACAGCAGCUGCCUAUGUCAUGAGCCCUCCCCUGAACCCGGAUCCUUCAACUCCACAGUACCUGACCUCUCUGUUAGCAUGUGGAGACCUCCAGGUGACGUCCAGCGCUCAGGCGAGCUUCUCCACGGCUCAGAAAGCUGUCGGAAAAGACAACUUCACUCUGAUCCCCGAGGGAAGCAGCGGCAUCGAGGAGAGGAUGUCCGUGGUGUGGGACCGAGCUGUGUGUUCGGGGAAGAUGGACGAGAACCAGUUUGUUGCCGUGACGAGCACCAACGCUGCCAAAGUCUUCAACAUCUACCCACGCAAGGGUAACUACUGA